Messenger RNA from Phragmites australis (common reed), 1775 nucleotides. RefSeq names its product FCS-Like Zinc finger 11. The record is from RefSeq and is a predicted model, not a curated record. The coding region runs from base 411 to 1229 and encodes 272 amino acids. The transcript has 4 exons. Lineage: Eukaryota; Viridiplantae; Streptophyta; Magnoliopsida; Poales; Poaceae.
AGAGAGAGAAAAUCAAAAGGAGACAAAGCUGGGUCCAACAACUUCUAGUAGAGCCUAAAGUUCUCACAUCACAUAAACCUCUCUCUCUCUCUCUCUCUAUUUCUUCCUCAUCUUACUCGGACCUCAAGCCUCCGUCCUCCCCCACCCACUGAGACCCGGUGCUGCGCUCUGCAGGCAGAGGAGACCAAGGACGGACGGACGGACGGAGGGUGAGUGCGUCGCCUCUUGUUUUGAUUCCUCGCGGUUUUGCCUGUCCUCGUUGGGGAUUCUCGGACCUGCAUUUGCCUCCGGGGAGAAUUGAUUCAGACGCGUUCUCGUGGGACUUGAUGAGGAGGCUGCUGUGAGGAAACAACCUUGCGAGGCAAGAACAGUUGGUGAAGCAAAGUGGGAAGAAAGCUAGAGGCGACCAAAUGACAGCUGAAUCCUCCUCGGUUUCCCAAACUUCCUCUGAAUCCAUUGCGCAAAAGAUGGGAUUCUUCAGAGUCCCUGACGUUCUUGUCAAACUGAGCACCAAAUGCUUGAUUGAAUUGGAUGCGGUCCGCAGUCCAACAUCGCCCCUAGACCUCAAGUUCUUCACAGGCCUUGGUGCGAAAUCACCCAGAUCAUUUUCCCUUGAUGCCAGCCAGAACCAAAAGAUCCUGCUUGGUGACAGGGUUGGGCUUGGACUAGUGGAUUCCCUCAGUGAUGAGAACCCCACACCCAUGGGCAGUAGGAAGGUUCUUCUUGGUUCUGAGAUGAGGAUUACUGAUAAUUUGCCCCGCAAGAACAGCUCCACUGCUCCUGUUCAAGCUGAGGAGGUUGUACAGAAGGAUGAUAAUAUGUCUGAUGGAAUGAAGGGUAGUAUCAUGUCCCUUGAUGACAUUGUCAAUUCCGAAGAUUACACCUGUGUUGUUUCCCGUGGCCCUAACCCUAGAACUACCCACAUAUUUGGAGAUCGUGUUUUUGAGUUUCAAGUUGAGCAGCUGAUGCCUAAUGAGAGUAAGGGUGCGGAGAGUAUGUCUCCUCAUGUGAAAGAGGGUACAAUGAGCUUCUGUUGUUUUUGCAGUGAGAAGCUCAAAGAAGGAAAAGACAUCUACAUCUAUCAGGGUGACAAAGCCUUUUGCAGCAUGGAGUGCAGGGAAAAUUUCAUGGAAGAUGAGAUGGAACAAGGCGAACCCAUGACAGAUCAUCAUGUUUCUCCUAGCAGCUCACCCUUUGAGGAUGGUCGUAUUUUCCAACUGAUCCGUUGAAUGAGCAUCGGUAACAACUUGAUAUGGUCGUAUCUGAAGUGCUGUUUGAGGUUAAUAAGUUGCAGCCAUGGAUGUGAUCAUGUUUGCUGAGUUGUUGCCUGAAGAUUUUGUUUGUUGCGGCACUGAUGAAUUUACCUCACCUAUUGAUUUCUUUAUUUUGCUUACUGGGAUCCUCGAAUUUUUUGGAGGAGUCCAAAAAAUGACUGUACCUCUGAUCAUAUUAUUAUCUUGAUCGGAGAAGGGCGUGUGCAUGUAUUUGGACUUGUGUUUGUUUGCUUGGACCUCGUUUUCACUGGCUGUCAUAUGUGGACGCCUUUCAUUACUGUCAUGUAUUUGAACCUAUAUGCUUCGGCAUGUAUUAUCGUAAAGAAAAUGGUAAAUGAUAAUCCCGAAGUAUACUAGCUGCUCUUGUUUACAUUUUUUUUUUCUCAUUUGGUUUCAUGUUUUCGACUUAUCAGACACUAUCCGAUUGUUGCCAGGAAUUACUCUCUUGUAUCCAAGUAAGGAAUUGUUCACAUCAACAGGCACAUCGGUGUCAAUUUCAAA